GCUGCGUGGUAGUUGUUCUUGCAGGCUCGCUGAUGAUCCCGGAAAGUACCUACUCUACAUAAUACGGAAACACUCGGGUUUAGUGCCGUGUUCAAGCAAGGGACUACGUUCUACGUUCAGAAGUCGCAUUCUAAAAGUACUACACCAAUGGACGACGACGGAGAUUACCAUGAUGGUGAAAUAGUGUGGGUCAAGCUGAGCUACUGCUGGUGGCCCGGAGAAGUUUUCGCCGGAGAACGUUUAACAGAAGAAUUUUUGUCAACACUAAAACGAAAACCGCUGGUCGUAGUAAAGUUUUUCGAAGAAGACACAUAUGAGUUUGUGAAAAAUACCAAUUUCAUCUACAAAUAUAACUGCUCCCGGAAGCAUGAGUUCUUGCGCAAAGGAUUGGAGCAAUACCGAACAAAAAAUAAACACAUGGAAAAAUUCCCGGCCGAUGUGAUGCAUGCUGAACGAGCGACUGGGGGUGAUCCGAACAUUGUGAACUCAACUGACUAUCUGCCACAUAAACGGGAAAGCUAUGCCGCACUUUUCCAACAGGACAAAGCCAAGGGAAAGGGCAAAAAUGCUCCGACAGCCAACACAACACGCUCCGGUCAACAAAUUAUUUCACCAGUUAUUCCAGUGCGCAAACAUGAGGUUCGAAUCUUGGCGCAAGCAUCUUCAUCUUCCGGCAUCAGUGUUAGCCGAAAUGCAGCAUCGAGGCACUCGGCAAGCCUGCCCUCGUCGUUGGCAACUACACCGAGGCUGGCAAAUGCCUCGGCCGAUUUGGGAACUGAAACCGUUGCCACUACUCACGAUUCACCAUCAUCGCAAACCUACAGUUGCCAUAAAUGUGGCAUGGAGAGCGGGCGGCAGAAUGUGAUUCUCGUGCACGUUAAAUACUGCCGAGCGGUCCCGAUGAUUUCACCGGUCGUGCCAUCGGUCAAAGUCCUUCAUAAACCGGUUUCGUCACCUCAGGAGAGAAAAUCUGCCGACCCAAGUCCGGUUAAGUCAACGACGCCGAUGGAUUCAAUACCGAGCCGCAAAAUUAAAUCACCCGUAGAGGAAGCAAAGGAAGACAAACCUUCAGAGCAGGAGGAGUUUGUUGAAGUAAUUCAGGUUGUAGAACCUGUACGUGGUCGAGCUAGCCGUACUCCGAGGGGAGCUGCCCCGUUGUCAGCGACUCCGAAAUCAGGUGACCGCCGUAAAACUCGAAGCAAGGGACGGAACUUCACCUCCGCCACUGCUGAUUCGCACACUUCAGAUGUCGACAAAGAAGUUGCAACGGAAGUUGACGAAACCACACAGUCUGAACGGCAUUCCGAGGAACAAGUUAAAGAGUCAUUGAACUCUUCCAGUGACAAAUCGGAGAAAGUUAAACCGGAUGUUGAAUUGAAAAAUGAACUUCUUGCAGACUGGAGUGAGGAUGAACAGGACGAACCCAAUGGUGACCUGGUCAAGGAUAACAAAAGCUCUAAAAAUGUCACACCCGAAGUCAGCGCCAGUCGAGCAACUAAUGAAGAAAAGGUUAUUUCGUUGAUAAAUUUGAUGGACCCUUGCUCGGAUAAAUCGGCGGAGACUUCGCCACAAGUUUUUUCACCUGUUUCAUCGGCAACCACAAUCAAGUAUAGAAAUAUACCGAAGAAACAAAAAAGGGAGUUUAUUGAGGUAACGAAUGAUCAGCUAUCAACAGCACCUGCCAGCAGUCAGAUUGAAAAGUCUUCUAGCGAGAGUAGUAUCAGCACAGCAGCAACUUGUGGUGAAACUCUUAGUGCUCCUGACAAAACCCCAACUUCCAGCGAAAGUGUGCUAUUGGAAAAACCAAUCAGUGCUAAGCAGCGAAUUUUAGACAGAGCAACCCGAGGAUCUAGUAAGUCCGUAAGCAGUGACGAGUUAAAGCCAGAUUCACCGCAGAAAGCUGCGAACGCCGAAUCUCAAUUGGCAGCUGAAGGUGAAUCGAGAAAAGAAACUUCCUGUUUUGAUUUCAAGGAGGAAGAAGAUGAGGAAGUAAUUCUUAAUAAAUCCCCCAGAAGGUCACUAUCCAACAAGCGUGAUGCAUCCUUAGAGUUAAAUGUUGGUGCCUUGGAUGAUGAGGAUGAUAAAGAGCGUGCAAAGAAAGAUGCUGACUUGAAAAGUGAGAUCGAUUCGCUCUUGUGCGAUACCGCUGUACCGACCAUACCUGAAUUGCCGAAAACUGCCAGAGUGCCCUCACCGGGACCAUCUGCUGCUUCGCUGCCAGAAUCGGUGUUACCAACAAAAGAAGAUCGUACCCUUCCUCCGAAAGAGCGCGGUAAGCGUAUAUUCAAAACACGUAACAAAAUAAUUGAAAAUGAAGCCAUCGCUCUGGAACAAUCUAAAGCCAUUCUACUGGAUUUCGUGAAACGAUCGCAUGAACAGGAACUUGCCGAGUUACAUAAGCAGCAGGAAGCUGAGGCAAAAUUGAGUUCAGAAUCACCAACCACAACCAACGACGAUUCGCAAGAAUCCGUCGCCUAUAAUGAUCCCAAGAGAUUUGAAAAUUCGGAGUUCGCUGCUAUAAAAGCCAAACGAACAAAACUUCAGCAAGUGGAAAAAUUCAAAGCUGUUGCUUUGGGCGAUAAAGAUACCUCUCAAGAGUCGGCGGUCAGUUCCAGCAUCGAAACAAAGACUUCGGAUGCUGAUACAUUACCCAUUUCGAUCAAUAAAGAUCAGCUUGCCCUCGAUUCUAUUCCGACUUCGGCUACUAAAGGUCGCAAAGGAAAGCUCCGUAAAUCGGCAAUCAAUGCAGAACUGGAGAAAGAUGAAGUGUCCGCGGUUUCUGAUACUAAGGUAAUCAGUCCCGUUGUAGAAACUACUCCUAAAAUUCGAAAGAAAAGAGGUGGAGAACUGCAAAACCUUUAUAUGGCUUCAUUUGAAACUCCUCGUUCUCGAAGAAGUAAGACAACAAAACCUGCUGAUGAUCCCGUGCCAGCGAAAGUGGAUUCAAAACAAGAGCCGAUUGUUUCUAUCGUUGCCAAAACGGAACCGCACAAACCAUCCGAAUCCGAGACAGAGAGUAGUAAGACCGAACCCCUUUCAGCAGAUCCUUCACCGCCUAUUGAAGAGCCAUAUCAGGCUCCUAAAACGGCGCGCUCUAAGCGAUCAAAACAAAUGCAACAGCAGUCCGCAGACUCAACGGCAGAUAGCCGCAAUGAGCAAGAUAUGGUUGAUACUGAUAGCGUUUCGAAGGAACAACCAACAACAGAGUUUGCCUCAGUCGUGAAACAACAACCUAUCAAAAUGAUCAUCAAAUCCAAGGGCAAGAAAUCCAACUCAGAACUUGUGUACGGACCAGUGGUUGUUACACCCGAACCGGUCGUUGAAGAGAUUAAGGAAAAGCUUCCGAGAUCACCGAAAAGUUCCAAGAGGAAAAAGUCCUUAGUCGAAGAAGCUACACCCACAGUCAUCCCACAGUCUGACUUGAGUUGUUCCGAAGUACAGGAUACAACAGUAGUAAAGUCAUUGAAAUCUAAGCGUCCAAAACUAAGAAGUGAGCCAGUCAUAGCGUCAGACGAGACGCCAUACGAUAAAGAAUCGGUUGAGCCUAGUGCAACGGAUCUUCAAAUUGCUGAAGCAUUGAUACAUCUUCCCGAAUCUGCUCCACCGAAAGUUGACUUUGUGGAGCAAGAAGCUGUGCAAUCAAAAUUGAAUAGCAUUUCACCGGUACCAGUUUCUUCAAAGAGUAUAAAUCCACGUAAACGACAUCUACAAACUCACCUUCUGAGCACCGUCGAAACGACUAACCAGACUAGUGUCGUAGAAAGUGUAAUCAUUCCAGACAAAAAGAAGCGAGACGCGAUCGAAGUGGUUAGUGUGGCAGCAACACCUGUUGUGAAUAUUGACAAGUCCGUUGUAUCCAAACCAAUUACGUCGCUUGAUGAGGAUAAGUUUGACAUCGUUAACAUUCCUAUCGUUAUGGAUGAUAGUGAAUUGUUGGAGGAUUCAACUAUCUCAACUACGACGAACAAGGUACAAUUGUUGGGAAGUGCUCCAAGUACGAUUACCGUGGAUGAUGAAGACAACGAGAAUAUCAAAUUGAUUUCCACUUCAAAAUCCGCUCCGAAAAAGAUUGUUAUCGUCAAAAACAGCAACGGUUCGGCGAAAAUUAUUUCGGCCAAGGAAAAAACCCGUGAGGUUGCUUCACCGGUUUCUCACAAAACUAUGGGCAUUAAAACAACGACCAUCACGGUGAAGCCACCAACAGAUCAGCUGUCACCGCAAGCCCUACGAUCGUCUGCUCAAUCCCCUCCGAUUCGAUCGGCUCAACUAAUUCAAGCCAGCGGCGGAGGUCAGAUUGUCAUCACCAGUAAAGGUACCGUACUGACGACGCAAUCGCCAGCCACUUCAUCUGCCAAAGGCAACAUGACCAUUACACCCAAAACUCAACUGACCCAUGUAAGCUCCAAAACUACCGCCUCAGUUUCUUCAGUCUGCAGCGUCAGUACUAUCAGCAGCUCCACGUCCAGCAAGUCUCUUCUGGCAACCGGUGCGAGCAGUGUAAAGUCUCCUGUUAAGAUUUGCGUUAAAUCACAAGAGAUCAUUCAUAUUCCGGCAAAAUCCCGAUCCAUACAGAAAUCAAACGAAGCAUCCCAUAUUGUAAAACAGAUGGAGAUGUCGCAAACUAAAAAAGCCACAACCAGCCCACCAAAGAAAAUUCUUGCUAAAAAGCUCUCGGAUGGAAGUGGCAGUAGUGAAAAACCGCUAUUUUCCACAUCUAAGGGUGCACCUAUAACCACCACAAAAGCGACGACGUCUGCCGUAAAUCCUGGCAAAAAGGGCCACCGAGUGAUUAAAAUAUCUCCCCAAAAGCUCAAAGAAUUCACGCGUCUUGGAAUGGUUGAAGAUAAAGGUCAAGGUAAAGUACUAACGGCUAGUGGAAUGAAAAAGUUUCGCCAGGAGCAACAGCUUCUGCAGCAGCAACAACAACAACAACAACAGCAGCAGCAGCAACAUUUGUCCGGUCCCGGUAAAUCGGAUAAAGCAGCCCGAGCUGCAUCGGUCGAUGAAGAACCGUCAACUUCCACUCCUACACCCCCGCCGUUGGGUUGUGCUACAGCUGAAGUAGUUGUUGCAGCAGCAGCAGAUUCUUCGGUGAAAGAAAUUCCGACAAGUGCACCGGAAGUGGAAGAAUCGCCCGAUAUAAUUCCGGUUGCUUCAUCGACAUGUUCUGCAAAACCAGCAUCUCCCACCGCAACCAUGUCUGCAGAAUCUAUCACUGAGUCGACAUCGACCGAAGAGAAUGAAGCUGAUGCGGCUGUUUCAGAGUUAGAACCGGAGCCCGAAAGUAACCUAGCACAAACCCCUUACAACAAACCGGUGCCACAAGCAACCGAAUCUAGAGAAAUGGUAGUAACCGCCGAAACACCAUCGGUCGAACCAACCGAGUCCGGCUCAAACGUUCAAGAAUCCUCUCAACUGAUAGCCGUUCCAGCUGAAAAUUUUGGUGGCCCUGCCAAUCUUUUCUAUCUGUGCUCGGUGCGAGAGGAAGGAUUUGUUCCUGUGAACAACGAACUGCUUUACCUAGAUUCAUCUAAUCAAUUGGUUGCUCUUCCGGAGAAUGCUUCGGUGGAGGACAUAGUCAGUCAGGCCGAAGUGCUCGAGAUUCCUGCCGGAAGUGAACAGGCUGCGAUAGCCGCGGCUGCUGUUGCCGAUCUAGAAGGAGCGGUCGAAGGUCAGCAGAACAUACUGCUCAACACCCAGGACGGACAGCAGAUUAUCCUAGAUCAGCAAAGUCUGAUGGCGCUGGCAGCCGGAGGUGACACGUCACAGCUUCUAACGCCCGACGGACAGCAGAUUCUUCUUCAAGGUUCUGCCCAAGAGCUGCUGGCAGCACUUGCGGUUAGUCAAUCCGGUCUUGGAAUUGUAGCUGCCGAGGGUACCCAGAUAAUUGUUGCACCAGAUUCGUUGAUCGAUCUGCAAGAUGCACCACUUCCCGGGGAAAUAAUCCAAGUGAACCCGAACACAACUGUGGAAACGAAUGCUGUACUGACGAAGCCACCGAUCAUGUCUACGGUGGAGGUUCCUACCAAAAAUGGCAACGGUAUAGAAACUUCCGCCCAUUCGCCGGAGCAGAAAGUGCUAGACACUGCUGCGACGAACCUCGAUGAAAGUCUAGCCGCCGUUAUUGGUGUGUCUACCAAUUCACAUGUGCCCACAUCUCUGGAACUGCCAAUUACUGUCACAAAUCCGGUUAUUGCCAAAACGACGACCAGCAAAAUCAAUCCGAUCUACCCCUCAACGACGGCAAUUUCAACGAUCGGUUUAGAUCCGGCAGCAGUGGCAGCAACGGUAAUCGAGCUACCAACGGUAGUACAAGCAGGUAUUGAUAGUGCACACGUUGAAACAUUCGAGACUAGUUCUAGUAACGACACAAAGUGUGAAACAGAUCAGCAUACAAUCGGUUCUGCUGAGGAGUCAAAACAUAUUUCUGAGACUAACGGUAAAAGUACUGACGAUGAUGACGAGAACAGUAAGGCCGAACAUGAGAACGAUCUAGAUGAAAUUAUUCCUAACACUCCAGAAUCACAAAUGAAUAGUCACGCCGAAAUAGCGUCUCAGUUUAGUGAUGAUGAAUCAGAGGCACCGGUCCCAAUCCCAAACGUCGAUGAAGACGAUGACGAGGUUGCCUCGAACUGUAGUGAAAUCAUUCCCAUACAACCGAACAUAGUAGUCUUGCGAAACAUGAACAAUGAACUUAUCAGUAAUAACGAUAACAGUAGUGACAUGGAGAUAGAGCACACUAACCCGGGAAACGAGGAAAAUAAUCCGGGUCUUCCUUCAACGCCGGAGGCUCGCGUAUUCGACGGCGCCAACAAUAGUGCAGUAGUUGAAAGAUAAUAUCUAGCGAGCGGAAGUGGACCGUUUCUAGAUUUCACCUCAGUGGCACAGGCUGAGCUGGUAGGUGGUACUUACAGUGCGAUAUCGGCAGCAGAGCUGCACCUUUUGCCAAUUCCAUCCGGCAACGCUGCUUCGACUCGGCAACACCGACCAAAGCCAACCCCACCAGCUGCUAGCUCGGCCAGCAGUGCUGCUGCGGUGCGUUCAUUCUCAUCCUCAUCAUCCAUUUUGUUGACCGACCGCAGUACUACCAACGCUAGCGACUCCAACAGCCUCACCAGUAACAUCAGCAACACUAUUUUCUCGUCAUCCGAGCAUCUGUUCUUCUAAAUCUGCGUCAUUGCGAGAACUAGACAAACGUCUCUCCAUAUAGACCCACUGACAUCAAUCAAAUCGAUAUGGGAUUAAAAACCAGGUCCGUAGUAGAUGGGACCGCAAGAUGCGUAUUUCGACACUGGCAUCCGGGAUGCCACAACACAACGCAGCUUUCUACUGAGUGAAAGCAACAAUGACGUCUCCUAUCCGCACAAUAACCGCGCGUACCUCUUACGACGUGGAUUGUGUGAAGAUAGUUUGUAAAUAUUCACUGGCAUACACUAUUAUUAUGAAAAACUAGUUUUGUUAGGAAUGAUAUUAUCAUGAAAUGGUUAUAUAUUCUGUUGAUGCAACAAUCCUCCCUUUCCUUCAAAAGCAUUACUUGUGAAUGUGUGUUCUAAAUCAUUCAGUUAAUUCUCUCUCUAUCUUUUUCCCGGAGUGUUUUUUUAGUAUCUGCUUGAGAUUGUAUCAUAAUAAUACCUUAUCCAGUAUAGAAAUUUUAAUGAACCCAUUGUACGAUUGAACAUUUACGAUGUUUUAUGGAUGAAAAUAAAAUCACAGAAAAUGUCGCAAUGCAAAGUAUUGUAUAACUGCUAAACUACUAAGCCGUACAACAACAGUGAUGAAUUUUUGAAACAAUUUGCGACUUUGUUUUACCAGUUGUUGAAUUAAAAAAUUCACAAAACAGAACUUAGAUCUUAAGCCAAUUGUAAAAUAAGUUUCUAUAUAGACCGUUGUGCAAGUGGAGAGAGAUUGUAAAUCUCUUAGUAUGUAAUUUGUGUAGUUCUCAUCAUGUACUCUCAAGCAGAAGAAUGUUGUUUUCAGUAGAACGCUUUGCUCUAAGAAACAAAAAAUGGCUUUCAUGCGAAUAUAAUGCUAUACAAUAAAUAACUACUUUCACGAUCGUACAGGCAGAACUUACACGAGAAAAAUUCAUGAACAUAAAUAUACUUGGUUCGUCGAGCUCGUAACGAGUCUCAUCGGACGGAUAGCAUCCGAAAUUAUGUGUAAGAAAAAUCGUUAGACACAUUGGUUUAGUAGAAAGAAAAAAGUGUUUAAUAAGGAAAGCUUUUGGAAUGCCAGCUAAAAAACAGGUAUGGACUGAUGUCUCUGAUCGCGUCUACUAUCGUAAUAAUAAAUACACACUUACUAUUACUGAUACGUAUUUAUAAGUAACUAUAAUAGUGAUUGAAAAGUAAUAAAUGUUUAGCAAA
Molecule: messenger RNA, 8366 nt
Organism: Sabethes cyaneus
Lineage: Eukaryota; Metazoa; Arthropoda; Insecta; Diptera; Culicidae
Exons: 9
Coding region: 148-6837 (2229 amino acids)
Source: RefSeq, a predicted model, not a curated record